AUGGUGGAAUCGGUGACACAUACGUUUACGAUGGAGGAGGUGGGUAAUUUAUCUACGGAAUCCGUCUUUUUAAUAACUAUAGCUUAGCUUGCCUCUUCGUAUAAACAGUACAAGGAACUUAAGCCCCAUACAUUUAUUGUACAUGCAAUAAUCUCACUGUAUUUUACACAAAUAUGUGCACAAAAAUAUGGUGCUGUGUGGAAUUUUUACCACUGAAACCUUCGAACGAAGGCUGAUUUGCCGGUGAUACUUUCCCUGGAUUGCAGGAAUGAAAAGCCUCAGACUCAUUUGCAUCUCAAAACCUUAAGUAACAAAAGAAUUUUUAAAUUAAACAGCACAUUUGAAAAAGCUUAUUUAUCAGAUAAUUUUUUUUACAUAAUAUCCGAUAAACAAUAUACUUUCAAUAUUGCACCUAGCUCUCUCGAGGUUUCCAAGAGUUAAUUUUUUGGUAAGAUCAUAGUUGGGAUAAAAAGGUUUUGCAAGAUUUAUUUCAAGAGAUCAAGCUCAUUUGUUUUCUUUAAUUUGGCACUGGAAAGAACAAGUUCGACUGAGAAACUACGGCUGUUUUCAAUCAACUGAACAGAGGAAAUUAAUAAAGUUUGCCCAUUAUACAGGUGUGUAAGUUCCUUAGAGGAAGAGAAGUGGCAGAAGAGGUGAUUCUGAAAUUUCAGGAGGAAAAGGUGUGUCUUUAUGUUUAUUUUAGCACAUGCACUAUCAAGUGCGUUCUUUGAAUUUUAUCUUGUCCCAUGGUGCAUUUGCAUUGCUCAAGCGGUGGGGAAGCAGACUAGUUGUGAGGUUACAGACCAGGAAUGAUCAUUGCUGAAGGGAAUAUCUGGAGCAAGUGUGCUUUUCAUCAGCAUGAUACCUAUAAAUGACAAAAGGGUGAUUGUCAUUGCCUAUUAAGUAUGCAAAUACAGCCGCCUCUCUUUUUUCUUUGAUGCUGGUGAUAUGUCAGCCCCAAAAUUUCAUACUGACAAUGAUGUUUAUCAAUUUAUGUUUAUACCGGCAGUUUCCAUUGGAAAGUGGAGUGCUGCAAGUAAAGCACAUGCUACCAGUAGAGUUGUUUUGGGCUGUCUUGUCAAUUGAAUGUUAUUUAGAUAAAAAAUGAGAUUUUGGGGUCUGAAUAUAACCUUUUCCAGUCAAUUUUAUCAUACAAAAUGUAUAAUGCUGCUACUCAGCUCAGUAAAGUGGUCAGACAUGUUAGUUGGAUUGUUUUGAUGUGGGAGCUUUCCCCUACUACAUGAUGGAAUGUGGUAUUUUAAUAAUAUUAUGAUCCAUACACGGCAAACCUUUAAGUACUGGUGUUUCUAUCUGUAAAUGCCUUUACAUGCUGAUUAAACAUCUGAGCCCCAAAAGGCGUGAGACUGAUACAAUAAUAACACAAUAGUAUUUUUAAAAUACACAUUUACUAUAUAAGGAAUCAUUACAGUCGUGAAAUCAUUCAACAAGACAAUUAUUGUUUACUAUAAUAAUAUUCCUAUUGAAUAAAUAGAGGUCUUGUUUAUGUUACAAAAUUAACACAUUUCAGUUCAUUUCUCUGCUACUACAAAAAAGUUUUUCAGAUGUCAAUGAAUAUGUAAUGAAUGUCAAGGCCUUGCUGCCUGAAUCACUUUGUCGCUAAUUUUUUAGAUUUUAUUAGUUUAGUUGUACAGCAUUAUUUCAUGAAUGCCACACUGAAUAUGUUAGAAACAUGUACACAUUAAGUGACUGGCUUCUGAUAUAUAUGAAUAGUAGUGAUGAAUAUAGCCCACUUUGAAGAAUUUGUUUAAUACAGUUUUGAAAAAUCUAUGAAGUUUAAUGGGACAAAAUGUUAAAAAAUUUCCACAAUAAAUUCCUAUUUUUGAUAAACGAAUCAACUUUUUUCUCAUUUUAUUAUUAAUUUUUGUUUUAAUAAUGUUAUAAAGGACCACUUUGAAAUACCCAGCUCCGUAUUUUUUUGUACUUGUUUCAAUUUGUUACUUUCAAUUUUUUAUUUCAGUUUUGGAACUAAUAUUUUUGCUAAUAGCUUAUCUGACUUCUAUGCAAACAUGUUUUUUACCUACAUCAUGUUUGCAAGCAAACAUUUUUCAGUGUUUUUUCUUCCCCCCAUCCAGAAAAAUUAAUAAAAGUCUGUCCCUUAUUCUAAAAAAGACUGUGCUCUCGAAUUUAAUUUACUGCUCCCUUUUUUUUUCAGAUGGAUGUGUGUGCUAUUAUGAAAGUAGAUGAUGAGUUACUGAAGGAUAUGGGCCUGUCAAAAGAUGGAGACAGAUUGAGUCUCAGAGGUUUCUGCCGUUCUCAUAGUCAAUCAGAGAAAACGGAAGAUAAUCAAAGCAAGAAAAGAAGACUUCUUGAAGCCUUUUUUGAAAAAAAGAAAGGAAAGAAAGCAGGCCCUUCUCAAAAAUUCACCGGAAGAAGCCACACUUCCAAGAUAGGAAGAUCAGAAAAAAAGAAAACUAAAAAGGUGCAGCUGGGAUGGAAACACUUUGAAGAAGAGGAAGAAGACCAUGUCCUGGUGCCACUGUCGAGGGGAGGGGGAAGCCGUCAAGUAGAACUACCACUGUCAACUAACAAGUAUGAGUUAAUGAAAACUUGUAAGGGUCUUUUUUUCCCAGAUGGGAAAUCCACUUUUGGGAAAGAAGAAGAAAUGACUUUUGAUCUAGCCAACUUCAAAAAUGAGAAAAUUGAAGUCACUGUCAAUAUUGAUGGAAAUGAGCUCCCUUUCAAUAUCAAUAACUACAUUGAUGCUCAUAAAGUAAAGAAUGUGAGAAUAUAUCUAUUGUCCCAAAAACUUUUUGACUACGAUAGCGAAGAAGAUCCUUUACCAGUGAUGGACAUUAAGAGUGUCGAUUGUGGAACAGCAUUAAGUGGCUUAACUGAGGAAAGAAAGGCAUUGAGGCCUUCAACAGUGAUGGACAUUAAGAGCGUCGACAGCGGAACAGCAUUCAUUGGUUCAACUGAGGAAAGAAAGGCAUUAAGCUCUUCACCAGUGAUGGACAUUAAGAGUGUCGAUAGUGAAACAGCAUUAAUUGGCUCUACUGAGGAAAGAAAGGCGUUGAGGCAGGAACGGGACAAAGCAUACCAAGAGUCCUUAAAUGCUAACAGGCAGAAAAAGAUCCAUCAAGAAAAUGAGGCCGCAGAAGUUGAACGAAGGAUGACAAUUCAGCGAGCUAGGAGUGCAAGAGUGCCCCCAGAGCCUGAUGACAAUUUUGUAACAGUUAAAGUCAGACAUCUUUCAAUGGGUGUGUGUGCUCACGACGAUUUCCAUCAGGUGCAAAAAUGUCUGCUGUUUAUGAUUGGGCAGGAUCCUUGA
Messenger RNA from Porites evermanni, 3289 nucleotides. Lineage: Eukaryota; Metazoa; Cnidaria; Anthozoa; Scleractinia; Poritidae. The record is from the annotation of a GenBank genome assembly.